CUCAAUUCUCUCCCCGCCGUGUCAAUCGCCUCCUCCAAUUUCUCUCCCUCUCUCUCUCUCUCUCUCUCUCUCUCCGCCGCCGCAGCGUCUCCUCCGGUCUCCAUCAACUCAUCCAUGGCUUCUUCCACCCUGAAUCGUUGGCUGAGGCCCGAGGUUUACCCGCUGUUUGCGGCGGUGGGGGUCGCGGUGGGGAUCUGCGGGUUCCAGUUGGCGCGCAACCUCUGCAUCAACCCUGAAGUGAGAGUUAGCAAGGAAGGAAGGGCGGCGGGAGUGCUCGACAACUUUGCCGAGGGGGAGAAGUAUGCUCAGCACGGUCUUAGGAAACUCGUUCGCAACCGAACCCCGGAGAUCAUGCCAUCUAUCAAUAAGUUCUUUACUGAUCCUAAGUGAAGCAUUUUUGGCUUGUGAGCCAGUAGAAUGAUCAUCAUUUGAACUUCUAUUUCUUAUCUCUGCUCGUCAAAUCAUUCAAAUGACUUGGAAUGGCGAUGAGAGUGUAGACUCAAAUUGAGUACUCGUGUAAUAAUCUAUGCGUAUAAACCGGAUAAAGACAACUGCUAGUUAAAAGUUCAAAACUCGGUGAUUGUCGUUAAUGACGUGAAUAUUUGUUAAGUUUGUUCUUUUUAUAGUUUUGGAGUCUCCAUAUAUUGUUCGGUUUGAUCAUUGGAUAGUGAUCAAAUUGUUUACAAAA
Molecule: messenger RNA, 688 nt
Organism: Ananas comosus (pineapple)
Lineage: Eukaryota; Viridiplantae; Streptophyta; Magnoliopsida; Poales; Bromeliaceae
Exons: 3
Coding region: 115-390 (91 amino acids)
Source: RefSeq, a predicted model, not a curated record